This is a messenger RNA of Rhodofomes roseus, 925 nucleotides long. RefSeq lists its product as uncharacterized. The coding region runs from base 118 to 741 and encodes 207 amino acids. The transcript is spliced from 2 exons. Lineage: Eukaryota; Fungi; Basidiomycota; Agaricomycetes; Polyporales; Fomitopsidaceae. The record is from RefSeq and is a predicted model, not a curated record.
CCCGGCCCUUCUACUCGCCUCAACUGCAAGUCUCAUCCACCCCUGCGUGGACACGCCUAUCUGGCUUGUCUCUCGCUUUAGUCUCAUCUCCCUUGCCUGGUCCCGCCUCACCUUCGCAUGCCAUCUCGCAAACGCCUCGUCUCGUCUCGCCUCGUGCCCUCCCGGAUUCCUCGUGUGCUAUCCCGUGCAGCUCGCAUCAUCCUCGUCUACGCUCGUCGCUCUCGUCGCCUGUCGCAUCCCGAUCCGCGUUCACUGUCAUCUCACUGCGCUUUGCUCCGCCCUCGCCGCAUGCUUUCAUCGUCACGCGCUCUAUCCCUCAACGUCUUCCAGCUUGCAUCAUCCUGUCCUCGUCCGCGUUUCCGCUGCCCAGCCCGCUAUGCGCUCCCCGUCGCGUGCUACCUCGCCAGUCUUCGUCGCCUCCGCGCUACUCAGCCAGUCCCCUCGCAUCGCCGUCGCAUUCGGAGGCUUCCCCGUCUUCUGCCCGCUCAUCGGACUUCCAACCAACUUACUCACGUCGUCCUCUCGCAACGGCCUCGUCUCUGCCUCCUCGGUGAUCUCUACCGCUCCCGGCUUCCAUUGUCGACAACCGCCUUGUCUUGCCUCGUUCCCCGGUCUCCUGGUCCUCAAAUUCGGAACAGCCUCUUCCUCCGGUUAGAUUUGUAUCGUGUCUCCCUCUUGUGUCUUGUCCUCCGAUGUCUCCUCGUGUCCGGUUCCUACUGUAGCAUACUGUACGAUCAGUAGUCUCCUGAGGACAGGGACUGCACUCCAGCACCGGACGCGGUGUUGUAGUGCAGUUUCUGCCAUUGCAUGGAGACGGUUUGCGUUGCAUAGCCCUGGUCUCAUCAUUCCCUUAGACCUUCUCCCAUCCGAAUGGACUCGGCCUAGAUUUGUAACCCUUGGUAGAAUGUUCAAUAUUGUCCCCUUC